AUGUCAGGUAACUCAAUUUUGAUACAUGACAACACUGAACAUAAUUUGGAUGAAAAGACAAAUGAACUACUAGAGUUUGGAACCUAUAGUUGCCUGGCAAAACUCUCUGGUUUCGACGGGGUCAUUGGCAAAACU
Molecule: messenger RNA, 135 nt
Organism: Funneliformis caledonium
Lineage: Eukaryota; Fungi; Glomeromycota; Glomeromycetes; Glomerales; Glomeraceae
Source: the annotation of a GenBank genome assembly